ACUAUUUUGCAGCGCAGAGAGGAACGAGAGACGUCGCGCUGCCGCGCUCUGCGAAACGAGGUGGAGGCAGCAGAACAGAAGUGCUACGUCCUGGCUGUCGAUCAUACGCGAUUUACAGGCAGUAAUGAAGUGACAGACACAGACAGAAGGAACAGACAGACAAAAACUUAAUGUCAAACAAAUGGUGUCUAAAUAGAAUAUGGCGCCGUCGGGCUCGCGUAGUAUCAAACGGAGCUGUCAGACAGUUUUGUAUUGGAUUCCAGUUAUUUUUAUCACCCUCAUAGUGGCUUGGUCUUACUACGCGUAUGUUGUACAGCUCUGCAUAGAAUCGAUCGACAACAUUGGACAGAAGAUUGUUUAUCUGCUGGCCUAUCAUGUUGUCUUCAUCUUGUUUACCUGGACCUACUGGCAGACCAUCUUCACCAAGCCCAUGAACCCCCUGAAAGAGUUCCACCUGUCCUACUCAGACAAGGAGCUGUUGGAGCGUGAGGACCGUGGAGAGUCUCAGCAGGAGAUUCUUAGAAGGAUAGCCAAGGAUUUACCCAUCUACACCCGCACCAUGUCUGGAGCUAUUCGUUUCUGUGAUCGCUGCCAGCUGGUCAAGCCUGAUCGAUGUCACCAUUGUUCAGUCUGUGAUAAAUGCAUCCUAAAGAUGGAUCACCAUUGCCCCUGGGUGAAUAACUGUGUGGGCUUCUCCAACUAUAAGUUUUUCAUGCUGUUCCUGGCAUACUCCUUAUUAUAUUGCAUUUUCAUCACUGCUACAGAUCUACAGUACUUCAUUAAAUUCUGGACCGCUGAAGGUAGAACACACGACCGUCUGUUAGAAUACCUGAAUGGUCUGCCUGACACCCAGGCUAAGUUCCACAUCAUGUUCCUGUUCUUCGCUGCUUCCAUGUUCUCUGUCAGUCUGGCCUCACUGUUCGUCUACCACUGCUGGCUGGUCUGCAAGAACAGAUCCACUCUGGAGGCUGUCCGCGCGCCAGCUUUCCGUCAUGGGGCAGAUAAGAAUGGCUUCAGUCUGGGCCUCAGUAAGAACUUCCGCCAGGUCUUCGGUGAUGAAAUGAGAUACUGGCCAUUUCCUGUGUACUCCAGUCUGGGUGAUGGGUGCUCCUUCCCAACCUGUCUGGUGAACCAGGAUCCUGAGCAGCCCUCGUCUCCUGGACACAACCCCCCUCCCAACAAGACUGUUGUUGGAGAGAGCCACCAGUUCCCAGCCAAACCACUGAGGGAGUCCCAAAGUCGACUACUGAACAGCGCCCCCUCCUGGACAGAGAAUGGGGGAGCAGAGGACAAAGCGAGACGGGGCACAAGUAACCCAGCAAUGGCCAUAGAGAAUGAAACAUAACCACGGUGAGGAAUGAAGACUUGUAAGUGGAAUCAUAGGUCUAUGGUGAUCCCAGUGUUCAGCGUGCCUAUGAGAAUGUGCAGUUGUGAUAUCACCAUAACCAGUCAUCUUUCUUACCAUAACACACUGCUGUAGUUAAUUGCUGCUUAGAAGGGCUUAGUUUACUGUUGUUUUUGCUCUCACCAGUAUCAUUGGAAACAGAUGAUGUAACAUUUGAAUCCAACGAAGCAUUGUUAUUGUUGUUUCUAAAGAAAUCAUUUGACAUGGUGGAAACUGGUUUCCUGGAGGCUGAAUAUUGAGUAUGAGAUCAAGUUGUGGCCUCGGAAGAUUGAGGUUGCAUUCCAAUUACUUGCCGUGUUUUUUCAAGUUUGGAUCUGAAAAGCAUAAGAAUAGAAUGAGAAGAGUUUUAUUUUCACUUUGUAUAACAGGUGGUUGGUCUAAGAAGCUACAUGUGUAUGUGUUCAGUACAUCUAUAUUAUUUUAGUAAAGGAUCCUUGAAGUAUUGUUGUAUGAUUUGAUUAUCUUGGACUUCGUCUUCAAAUUCGUCUAUUUUUACUUGUGUAAUGUCUAAACUAGAAUGACUAACUUGUAUUUGUGAUUAUUGACAGAAACAGUAUAAAUAUUCCAUUUUAAUGUAAUUUUAGAAUUUGCCAAUACUUAAUCCUAAACCAACACGCAAAGAUGUAUGAUAGUGAAUGUUGAUUCUAUGAUUGUAUAGACAUAUUAAGAGUAAAAGAUGCUUUGUGUGUGUGAUUAUUGGAUGAGAUAUGCAGUGUUAGGCUUUUUAUGGCACUGAACAUGAAAGAAGUAUUGAAGAGAUUAACAACCUGUUGUGAUUUUUAAAAAAUCCUUCAAUUAACUGAUGCAUGCUUCAUACUCAGGAUGCUAACUAAACAUAAGAACGUAAAUAGUUUCAUGUAUUAUACCAGUUUCUCUCUCUUAGAAACGCGGUAAAAUCACUGUUGCAUAAUAAUCAUUUGAAUAAGGGCUAUAUUGAUAUUCUUUGAUUUGAAAGGAUUCCUGUGUUCCUCUGGCAUUGGUGAAGAUACCAUUGGCUCUUAGACAUCACCAAUCAGUCUUAUUUUUUAUGUCAGUGUGCUUGCCAUGUCAAGUGUUCCUGUAGUGCUAUUUAUUGUCAAACUGCCAGCCAAAGAUCCUGUUUUUCUCCAGAGGCCUGACACACUGGCCUAUGGUCUUCAAAUCCAAGCCUCGGUUUCAGAAUGUUUGCUGCAUUCUCAAUUCAACUCCAUUCAAAUAUGGAAGUGCUGCAGAAAUAAUACAGUGAUUGCUCCAGCUGUUUCAUUCCUUGUGAGGGUUCUGUUCUGAUUGUACUCCUUUGGUCCUUUUAAAUUACAUUUUCUGUUUGGAAAUGAGUCAUCAGCAUCAUUUUGCAUCAGUUUUCAUUUUGGUAAAUGGCUCAAAUGUAUGCAAAACCUUGUCAAUCUAUAUUUUUUUAAUACUCUGUGCAUGAAUGGAGAAAAAUAACUUUAUGAACAUGUGAGGCUAUGUACUGUACUGUGAUGCCUUAUCAGAUAAAUACAAUGAUGCCAUGUUCAGCCUGUU
Molecule: messenger RNA, 2908 nt
Organism: Oncorhynchus tshawytscha (Chinook salmon)
Lineage: Eukaryota; Metazoa; Chordata; Actinopteri; Salmoniformes; Salmonidae
Gene: zdhhc2
Product: zinc finger DHHC-type palmitoyltransferase 2
Exons: 14
Coding region: 200-1345 (381 amino acids)
Biological process (GO): protein targeting to membrane; peptidyl-L-cysteine S-palmitoylation
Cellular component (GO): endoplasmic reticulum; Golgi apparatus
Molecular function (GO): protein-cysteine S-palmitoyltransferase activity
Source: RefSeq, a predicted model, not a curated record